Symbiodinium necroappetens is the source of this 1566-nucleotide messenger RNA. Lineage: Eukaryota; Dinophyceae; Suessiales; Symbiodiniaceae. The record is from the annotation of a GenBank genome assembly.
AUGGCGAUCGAGCUGGAGACCUUUCUGGGCGCCUGGAAGGACUCUCUGGGCAAUGAAGUCGCUGUGAAGCGCACGAAGAACGGAAGUCGAGGAGGAGCGUUGAAUGUGCUCCUUUCCAAGCCCUAUAGCAGCAGGCCACCGAUCAAGCUGGAUGUGAAGUCUGUGGGAUCUGGGCAGUUCGCUUGCGGCCACUACGACUUGGACUUGGAGAACAGCUCCGACAAUCGCAUUAUCUGGGUCGACCGAAAGAAUGCUCGAAAGACGUCUACGUGGGAGCGGGUAGAUCGUGACGUGCGUCGCGACAGCCGCAGUCCAAGCCGGAGCCGGAGUCGAAGCCGGAGCCGGCGCCCGCGCUUGCCUCCCCGUGGCAUUCCUCGAGUAAAGGUUGUGCCAGCUGAACCUGAAGGGCCGUGGUCCGCUGGAUACGGCUUGCCAUCUCCUGCGGCUUACUGGGCGCAGGCGGCGCCUGCAUGGCCGGAGCCACGAUCGGCUGCAGCCAGCGGCACCACCCCUGGAGCUUGGGUUCCACCAAGCAUGGAGGAAGUCGAGACUGCGAGCCAGACACUCGCACCUUUGCCUUCUCUGGCUUUGCCGGCACCGGAAGCAGGCCCUUCGCCUCCAGCGGAGGCUGAAGGCGCUGGUAUCGUCAAGCCCAUUGCACGGGCCGUGCCUGUGAAAGUCGUUAAGCCGCCACCUUUGGUGGACGAAAUGGAGGAGUUUGACAAGUUGCUGCUUCAAGCUGAGGCAAGCAAAUGGAACCCAGGCGAGGAUGGUCAACUGAUGGUCAACGGAAUGAUGAGGGAGCUGUAUAGCACUGUGGCGACCCUUGAGCCGACGCUCGCGGUACUGCUUCUUGGCCUUCGCUGCAGUCCAGGCCAAGUUAUCGGCAAGUAUCCGGAUGUCCAAUAUGAAGCUUUGCGAGACGACCAUUGCUUAAACCCAAAUGGGACUUCAGCCGCGCUCUACUGCAGCACGAGCGUUGCACACUCCAGGAAGGCUUGUGACGAAGCUGGAGGCAAGUACGAUGACAAGAUCACGGAGAGUAAGCAUGCGUGCAUCAAGCAAUGCACGACAGAGGGCGACCUUUGUGUAGGAGUGAGAUGGCAGGCCGUGUUCAAGCACUGUACCAUUUUGUACGGGACCUGCCAAGACUCGGACGAUGGAGUCAACUUCCAGAGCGAGUACUGGAGGAAAUUAAUUCCCUCAGACUUCGAUAUACCAAAAGUGGGCCUGUCCACCUGCAACGGGACGAUGCUGACCUGUAGUGAGGACGGCACAGACCCUUGCGAGGCCUUCGAUGGUUGCCUGAAGUUGUACCAUGGCUGUGGGGGCAAGCUGGUGCAAUGUAGCCUGGAUGUUUCCGGCGUCUGCAAGGGCACUCUGCCGUGUCACCAGCCAUGUACCGGUCAGCUGAGACGAGGUAAGGUAGACUGCCGAGAGCUUGACAGAGCUAGCUGCCUCCAUGGCUUCGUCCAAAGAGGUGACCGGCUGGGCGAGGAGUGCAUGCUGGUUGACGAGAGGAGCUGCGUAGCCAGGAGAACUUGUGGGGUUAUUUACGAUGAGUGA